Molecule: messenger RNA, 264 nt
Organism: Trichobilharzia regenti
Lineage: Eukaryota; Metazoa; Platyhelminthes; Trematoda; Strigeidida; Schistosomatidae
Source: the annotation of a GenBank genome assembly
AUGUAUCCAUCGAAAUGGAAGACUUCUGAGACUGAUAUCGAUUAUGUGCCUAUGAAUAGAAUGAUGAUGAAUGCCCUACUUGAUAAUACUGGUCAUCACAAUAAUAAUGAUGAUUAUCGAAGGAUAAGCACAAGAGAAGCAAAACUUGUUCCGCCUGAAAGACCAGCAAUUUUUGAAUCACCUGAAGCGCUAAGAGCAUAUUUACUCAAGUUGAAUGAAUAUUUUGCAAUUAUUGGUCGUCCAAGAUUUGGUCGAAGAAGAUGA